This is a messenger RNA of Strongylocentrotus purpuratus (purple sea urchin), 2834 nucleotides long. Its product is annotated as calcyphosin-2. NCBI's taxonomy places the organism in Eukaryota, Metazoa, Echinodermata, Echinoidea, Camarodonta, Strongylocentrotidae. Bases 105 to 2075 code for a protein of 656 amino acids. Gene Ontology annotation, molecular function: calcium ion binding. The transcript is spliced from 17 exons. The record is from RefSeq and is a predicted model, not a curated record.
AUCACAUGUGGAAACCAUGCCAACAUACCUGACGCUAUUGAAUGAAUGAGAGAAAAAGGGAGCCGAAAUUUUAAACAAAUUCUCUAAUAACCAAGAAUUGUGACAUGGACCUGUCAAUCCGAGGGGGGCCGACCCCUCGCCAAGCUCGUGUCUCAAGUGCAAAGGGGAAGAAGCCAAGCAAGACAAGCGGAUCGUUAUACGACACACCUGAAGCACCGAGGCAAGGAGCUAGACCUCCUGCUGGCAAACCACCAAGAUAUGAGGGUGGUGUGGUGACGCAAUCUCAGGUAGAUCAGUACAAAAGACCAAAGAGCCGUGGUCCCAAACCAGACAAUGUACCAUCUCUAGACCUUGCUCGGCUUGCUGACUAUGAUAUCACAGCAUCAAAACCGAUCUUGGACUACAAAGAGAAGAUUUCAACUCCAGAUACAGCCAGUACUGUCAGCUGGGGAUACCAUGACUACAACUCUAAACCCUCUGGACGAAACAGCUCCCUCAAAGCUCCCUUUGCACUCCACCACACCCCUCAGACGCCCCUCUCUGGUCAGAGUGUGUCCUGCCGGCCAGCCAAUGUUCCUAAGCUCAAUAUAGCAGACAAACAGAAACAAAAAGCAAAGACAGCAUGGGAUGACCCUGCUGUUCCAGAUAAUAUCCCCCCUCCCUCUGAAAGGCAGAAGAAGCAGUUCAAACAGAACCAGACUGAAGUGAAGCAGCAGUACAAACAGCAGCAAUCACAAGGGGGUGCUGGAAACCAAGUGAAACAGCAAGAGCCAAAACCAGAACCAGAGGUGGAGCUAGCUGAAGAUGAACCUUUAAACACAAACUGGAAUAAUGCAUCUCUAAGCACUAGACAGGAGGUCAACAAGAGGAUAGCAGCAGAGUCUGUGGCAGCAGAGAGAAUGAAGCAGCAUAUCAUGGAAACAGUACUUGUAGAUCAGCUAUCAAGAGCUCCAAUCAGUGACCCAGAACAAGACCAGGUAUCAACACCAGCCUCCAGUCAUCGAUACUACUCACAGUCUCCUAAACCUCGUAAUCUACAUGCUACAAAGGCUAAUCCUACCAACUCAGUGACGGAGAAGAUGCUCGCCAAACGUCUGAGUUUCAGCUGUAGAGUGGUGUCAAGGAGCGGGAACAUGGCUCUCAGAGAACUCUGUGGUUUCUACUUUGCUCUAGAUAAGACUAUGACCAUCUAUGAAUUCAGACAGUUUGGUAAAAAAGCUUCAGCUUUACCGUUCAUCAAGAGAGACACCUACAGGAGAAUGAUUGGAAGAAGAAAAGGGCUUCUAUACACAGCACAGGACUUAACAAGGGGUGAAGAUCUUAGUUUUGAGACGGAGGACCAGCCCUCUCUUCCAGAGUGUCUUCAGAAGAAACCAGUCGCUGUUCUCAGAGUCACUGAUGUAGAUGAAGAUAUGAAGAAAGACUUUAUCUUUGGAGACAAUGUUCCUUACAAUGAUGUAGCAGUGAGGAAGGGUAUGCACCCACAGAGGGCUAGGCAAGAAGCAGAGGACUGGAAACUCAUUUCUAAUGUACAAAAUGAAGUUCACAAGCAGAUCAAAAGCCGAGCAUCUCGGACAUUAACAGGUCUCGGGAAACACUUCAAGAAGCUUGAUAAAUCAGGAGACGGCACACUGGAUAAAGAUGAGCUCCAGGAAGCACUGAAGACCUAUCACAUCAAGCUUGAUAAAAAGCUCUUUGAUCAGCUGUGGUUGAUAAUCGACCAGAAUGGAGACGGAGCGAUAGAUUACAGUGAGUUCUGCAGAGCAUUCAUUGGAGAAAUGAAUGAAUUCAGAAAACAUUUUGUUAUCAAGGCUUUUAAGAAGAUAGAUGCAAACAAGUCAGGAACUGUCGGCAUUGAUGAAGUCAAGAAGUUCUUCCGUGCUCACAAGCAUCCACUUGUUAUAUCAGGCAAAUCAACAGAGCAGCAAGUACUGAACGAUUUCUUGGAUGUGUUUGGACCUCGUGUGAAGGAGAUAUCAUAUGGAGAGUUUGAAGAUUAUUACGAGGGCGUGAGCAUAGCUACAAAGAGUGAUGAUGACUUCAUGAACUUAAUACAAGGAUGCUGGACAUUGUAAGCAAGUGCAGAGUUACAAAGAUACUCUAAAACAAUUACUUAUAAUUUCAAGCCAGAAUUCAUCAGCAAUUGCUUGCCUUGUCACCUUCAAACUUGCCCCACUCGCUCUUCAUCUUCUGUAUGGUUGACUGGGCCUCACUCCAAGAAGCGUGCUGGAGACGUUGCUUUCCCUUCGGUUGCUGCAAGGUUGUGGAACAAGCUACUCACCACCCUGAAGACUGCUACAUCUGUGGACCAGCUCAAGAAACUUGAAGGUCAUUUCAUAAAACAGCAUGGAUUUCUGUGUUUUCAAUUGGCUCAGCUGGUCAUUUUGAAGAGUUUUAUCGUUGUUUUAACAGCCCUUAUACCACUUUGUGGAGCGAAUUAUGAAUUUUGAAUAGAGAGGGGAUCAUCUGGCAGCGUUUAUCGUGGGUAUAUGUGGAGCUCUGUGUGUCGACCCCAAGCCGGAUGCUUUCUACAAAAUAAUUAAUUAAUUCCUUUGUAAGACUUUUGAGUUAUGUAAAAAUCGAAAAGCCAUUGAUUGCUAUCUUGGUUAAGUAGAAGGAACCUUCCAGUUUCUCACAUUGUUAACAUAUUUAAGACUGAACAAAUUAUAUGCCAUGGUUCCUUUAUGCCUGUGCUUCCUAUCAAUUAUGGUUUCCUUUCUAUUUGUACACUGCUACUUUCUCUGUAUAAUGUUCCCAUAAAAACAAGUAGAAAUAUCUCUACAUGGUCAAACAGUAACUAUAGUUAAGUCAAAGUGGAAAUCUUAAAAGUUUGA